Molecule: messenger RNA, 4221 nt
Organism: Caenorhabditis remanei
Lineage: Eukaryota; Metazoa; Nematoda; Chromadorea; Rhabditida; Rhabditidae
Exons: 27
Coding region: 1-4221 (1406 amino acids)
Biological process (GO): sodium ion transport
Cellular component (GO): membrane
Molecular function (GO): sodium channel activity; calcium ion binding
Source: RefSeq, a predicted model, not a curated record
AUGAACUUCUAUGUGCUUUUAAGUCGUGAAGAUACUAUCUACUAUCUCAGAAUUUAUCAUUUGAUUGUUGCUCUUUUGAUGUUCUGUUGUGGAAUCAUCCAAAUUGAGUUUUUGUAUCGAACAAGAAAACUUCCAAAACUAGAUGAACCUCACGAAAUACCUGAUCCAGCUCUUAUCGGAGCAAUUGCAUUGACUCUCGGUAUCAUGUUGGGAUAUUUAUACUUCAUUGUGUUCGAUUACGCAUUUUCGAGUUGUGACAAACUAGUGGACGCUUUGUAUCCAUCUGAGUUAUUUAUUGAAGCAAUUUAUGAUAUUUUGAUGGCAACUUUCUCCGGAUUAUCUCUAAUUUACGUCCUCCACAGAAGAUUUUAUGGAGCCAUCAGUUCAAAUUUGGAUAAAGUUGGAAGACUCUUUAUCAACAUCACGUUUGCAGUUGUUUGGAUGAAAGUUGUCAUUUACAAAGGAUAUUUGAGUCAUCAAGUAAGUUUGUUUGCUUCGGAGCUUCAUGGAACCCAGAAAAUGUGGUAUUAUAUUAACAAGGGACUUCUGUCAUCUUCAAUAAUUUCUUGUGCUUCUGAAUUCUUCCCAAUCCUUCUUGUAACUCAUUGGUUAGCAUGUGGAGGAGCAGAAGAGAGAGCAGAAGAUAUAGAGAAAAGAAUGAAGAGAAAAGAAGGCGUUCGUGGAAUGCUCCGUGAAUUCAUGAAAGAUGUCUCUCGAGUCUACGUGGAACAUCCUGCUCUCGAAAAUAAGCCACUGAUUGUCAGCAAGUAUCUUGUCGCUUUCUUUGUUCUUAUCUCUCCAAUCGUCAUGAUUAUGUCCGCACUCAAAUGGCUUUUUUAUUUUUACUACACUAUAGAUUUUGAUGAAUUGGUGGAUGAGCAUUAUAUGACCAAUGAUUACAUCAAUUUGGCUGCAAAUGUUUGCCAAGUGUUUUUCUUCGGAGCGCUCUAUGCCUUCUCGAGAACAAUUCCAAACGAACGUCUCGAUGCUCAUCACAAAGCACAUGCAAGAGGAGAUAUUUCAAUUCUAUUCGGCUGCUGUGUCGUUCUUCUCAUCAAGCUGAUCUUGCAAUCUGUGGAAAUUGAAUAUCAGAGAGUUGAUGGAUUCAUAAUAUGGUCAGAUGCAGUCAUUCAGAAUGUUGAUUUAGUUAUGGUUCAAUUAACACAAUGGCUACAGUACUUUGCAGUUCGAAGACUGCUUGCACUCUCAGACAAAGAUUGUAUUGCAACUAAAAGAUUUUUGCCUCUGGCAUGUCUCGCGGGCCUUCUUCUUGCUUGGAUUCACUUUGGAGUCACUUUUUUCCAAACAUCACUUAUCAAAUAUCAACUCACUGACGAAAAAUUCCCAUUCUCAAGCACCACUCUCAUCUGCAUGAUAUUCACUCAAACACUGUUCCCUGCUGAUUAUCUCUUCGCAUUUACUGUCUCCGGAUGUUAUCUGGAAUUCCUUCAAAGAUACUUGAAUAUGGGUUAUUUCCAACUAGGAGAACCAAGAGUGAAUAUAACCCAUGGACACGGACACGGACAUGGUCAUGGCCAUAGCUCGACAGAUCAUGAAGAACUCCACGGAGAAGAGGACCACAAAAGUAAAGUAGCAUCUAUGUUGUAUGCAGCGAGUGUGCUCCAUAGGAAACGAUUCGAAGAACGAGGCAAUAGCACGGACACUCCAUAUGAUUGCGGUGCUCAUGGAUAUUGUUAUCCUGCGAACCGAACAACUGCCACAACUUGUUCAGGAUGCACCUGUUCUGAUCAAUCAACUCAAACCUCCGACACUGUUUGCACCGGUCCGACGAGUUGCUCUCCGAGUCCGUGCACAAUUUCUAAUCAGCAAUGCAAUAUUGUUGACGACAUUCCGACAUGUACAUGUGCUGCUGGGUAUACAGGAACUGACUGCACGAUGUUGACAAGUGACCCGUGCUCUCCACAGACUUGCUUACAAAAUGGAGUUUGCUCUUCGUCCGGAGGAACUUACACAUGUGCGUGUGCAACUGGAUUCUACGGAGAACAAUGUCAAUACUCUGGUGAUCCUUGUGCUGGGUACUGUUCAAAUGGAGGCACUUGUGAGCUAAUAUUCAGUGAGACUACUCCAUAUUGCCAAUGUCCAUUCGAUUAUUAUGGUGACACGUGUCAAACCGCCCGUAGUGUUCAGACGUCGUAUGUUGGUUGUUAUGAUGACUCGUCUGCUACUUUCACGGACUAUUAUGUCUACUCUGCUACCAUUACAAAAGGAAAUGAUUGUAGAGAUGCUUUAGUUGCUUAUCGGGAAGCUAAUCCCACCUCAAAUUAUGCGUAUUCAACAAUGAGUGGAACGAAAGGAGAGUGUCUCUUCUCUACAACAAAUACUCUCACUGAUCCUCCUCAAGCCGGAUUACUCGGUGGUCUCCUUGCUGCUCUUCUUGCCACGUGCUCAUAUUCUGAUAUGAAUUCUGGAUCUGCUUCUGUCUACUCGUUAAAUGAUGUCUGCACACCUGGCCCGUGCGGAGAUGCUGCAGGAAAUGGAAAAUGUAUUCAAACGUCUGCAGCCGCCUAUACUUGUUUAUGUAAUCCGCUUAAAACCGGGUCAACAUGCCAAAGUGAUGCCACGUUGACUCCAUGUGCAUCUGUGGAUUGUGGAGUUGGAACAUGUGGAAUAACCGAUGAUCAAAUUGGAAGUUAUUGUCUUUGUACAAGUACUAAUCAAACUGUUCCUUGUGUCGGAGACCCUUGCACUUCGAAGCCUUGUCUCUACGGUGGAACAUGUACUGACUUGGGAAAUGGUAGCUAUUCUUGUGCCUGCUUGAAUCUCUAUAUGGAUACAAACUGUGAAACUUUCAAUUCUUGUUACAUCAACAAAUGUGAGAAUGGAGGGACUUGUAUUCCCACCUAUGAUCUACUAGAUUCCACUUUUACAUGUCAAUGCACACCUGAUUGGAAGGGAACUCUUUGUGAAGAAGAAAGAUUUUAUUGUGAUGAAACUCCGUGUCAAAAUGGUGGAGAAUGUGAAGAUAUCAUCGGGCCUCCGAAUAGUUACAAUUGUACUUGUACUCCUCAAUGGACUGGGACCAACUGUACAAUUGAUGUGGAUGAAUGUGCCGAAGACACAACUCUCUGCAAAACAAAAGAUCCAGAUGCUACUUGUGUGAAUACAAAUGGAAGUUAUUACUGUGUUUGUGGUCCCAAUAUGUUUGGAAAGUCAUGUCUGUUCAAUAAGAUAAUUUAUCAAAUUCUGAAUGCAACCUAUGGAAACUUGGGGCCGGAUGAGCUUGAUGAAAUGGCACAAGAGCUUACAAAUGAUCCAACAUUAGUCCGUGACAUAAUUCCAUUUCUUAUCGGAGGAUACAGUUUGGAAACAAGAACUGCUUUGUCUUGGACUGCGGAAGAUAUCUCAAACUUUGUGAUGUGGAAUGACAAAGUGCUGGGAAACUGUUUCACAUUCAAUCACAUGAACUCUUCUUUCCAAUAUAAAGCAAGAGAAUCUGGGUAUUCUGGAGGACUCGAAAUGCAAAUGAAUGUGAAACAAUCAGAGUAUCUUCCGUGGACAGAAACAGCUGCUGUAAUGGUUUUCACGUCGACAAAGGAAGAAGUUGUGACUUCAGAAUCUGUUAGAAUCAAUACUGCUCCACAUUUUGAAUCGAGGAUAGCUAUAAAUAGGAAAGACUACUAUCGUCUGGGUGGAAGAUAUGGGAAGUGCGUGAAGGCAAUCAAAGAAGUCAAAUCGUAUUAUUACGAUGGGGAUUACACUACGGAUGGAUGCCUCAGAUCAUGUUAUCAAGAUGUCGUCAGUGAGAGUUGCCAAUGUAUGGAUCCGAGAUAUCCCAUGCCUUCUGAUGGAAUCUCUUGCAAUAUAUCUCAGAAGAAUUGUAUCGAUGCACUCGUUGACUCUAAAGGAGAUCCAUCCACCUGGCCACAGUGUUCUUGUCCAUUGCCUUGUUCACAGACCGUUUACACUUCGAAACUUUCCAGAUUACCAUAUGUAAAUAAGAUUGUGGAUUGUGAGAAUUCAUCCGUAAACAAAACUUCUUGUUAUGAGAAGUACUUCGAUUCGGUCAUUUUGAGAAUUGCUCUCCCGAAACUUGAUUACAUGAUUUACAGUGAAACUCCGGCUAUGGAUCUAACCAAGUUCAUGUCUUAUCUCGGAGGAAUUCUGAGUAUUUUGAUUGGAGUCUCCAUCGUCUCUUUCGUCGAACUUUUCUUCUUAUUCGUCCAACUAAUUGUCAUUCUUUUAUUCAAUAAGAGACUAUAA